CACUUCUCUGUCUCUCCCUCUCCCUCCAGCUCCGUCGAGCCCCCUCUUUUUUUUUUCCCCUCCCCUCCUUUCGUCACCACCUCUCACCACCAUGAGACGGGCGCUGUCCCCCUUCCUGGCGGCGGUCCUCCUCUGCCUGGCCUUUGCCUCGGCGGUCUUCAGUACAGAUACCGCCAGCCCCAGUCGGAUCCCCAGCACACUCCCCAAGAAGACGGAGAAGGGGUCAGACAGUCCGUUCGGCUUGCGCGAACGGGUGUCCCUCCAAUGCUUGAUUCGCGGCCGGCUGAUCGAUGGCAAGGUGGUCACCGCAGACAACAUGUCCAGCGGCCAGUCAGCCACCGACAUUGAGCAGGAAGGCAUCGAGGUUGAGACGUGGGCUCCUUUCCCCAACUGCCUGAACAACAACAUGCCCCUGCGCACGUUCAUGGCCACCAACAUGGAGUACACGUGCACCCUGCCAGCCUCCUUCUUUGAGAACGGCUUCGCCCGCUGCCGCGUGGCCACCACCAACCGCGGUCGGCGGUACAUCCCGCUGACGAUCCCCUUCUGGCCGGUGUACCAGCGCAUGACUCCGGCCGCGGUGCAUGCCCUUGGCCUGCGCCUGGAUGUGUACGGCUUCGUGGACACGACCAGCCUGAGCCCCGCCCUGCAGGCGACGGUCCGGUCCAUGCCGCUCCCCCCGCGGCUGGUCCCGGUGGACACCUAUGUCGGGAAUCACAUCAACUUCAUCAUGCACAUGUCUCACCCGGACAUGCUGGGCGGCAAUGAUGGGGAAACCUUCUCCGGGGGCUUCUCCUUGAUGCAUCUGCUCGGCCGACACAUUGUGGCGGCGACGGCCUACCCGGUGCGCGACCAAUUCCGCCGCGUGGUCUCCGGGUCCCUGGUGGAUGUGAUGACCGGGUCGGUCUUCCACAAGGGCGUGGCUGUGGAGAAUGCCUUCGUCGACAUGCACGGGGUGGUCAUCUGGUCUGAAGGCGAGAACUUCGAGCCAGAGCGCAUCCCCAAGAGUGCACUCAAUGUCUUCAUCAAUGCCAUUGUCGUGUUUGUCCUGGUGUUUGUGGCCUUGGGCGGCAUGUUCGCGGUGUACUUCGUCCUGGUGGUCAGCCCAUCGGUCCACCAGGCCAUCCUCCAGGAGAAGGAAGCCAAUCGGAGUUUGAUCACCGGCGCCUCGCAAGGCCCGCUGGGGGCCGCUGCCCCCGGCGGAGGCCCCCCCGCCGGCUCCUCCAAAACCAGCCUGGCCGAGAAACUGGCGUAGCUUCGGCGAUCGAGAACAGGGAGGGGGCCUCGUCCGCCGGGGUUUUGUGGUUCCCUCGCGCCACUCCUCACGGCACCCAUGGCGUGGGCCAUUGGCAAUCACUGCCCGGGAACUCCCCUCUCCGCAGGUGCAUUUACGUAUCAUGUACAUUAUUGUCGUUGC
Molecule: messenger RNA, 1417 nt
Organism: Fonticula alba
Lineage: Eukaryota; Rotosphaerida; Fonticulaceae
Exons: 3
Coding region: 92-1255 (387 amino acids)
Source: RefSeq, a predicted model, not a curated record